Molecule: messenger RNA, 1317 nt
Organism: Capronia epimyces CBS 606.96
Lineage: Eukaryota; Fungi; Ascomycota; Eurotiomycetes; Chaetothyriales; Herpotrichiellaceae
Exons: 1
Coding region: 1-1317 (438 amino acids)
Biological process (GO): regulation of cyclin-dependent protein serine/threonine kinase activity
Cellular component (GO): cyclin-dependent protein kinase holoenzyme complex; nucleus
Molecular function (GO): cyclin-dependent protein serine/threonine kinase regulator activity; protein kinase binding
Source: RefSeq, a predicted model, not a curated record
AUGGGCUCUCGCUAUACCUUGGCCCAGAAUAGGGCAGCGUUGGAGGAGUUUGUCCGUCACCCGGUCCGCUCCUAUAUGAUUCAACACCUGGCGAAGCAAGCCUCGCAGGUCAUCCGAUGCGAAGACCCAGUUCCUACUCCCGGAAACAGCCUUCCCACUCCUCCUUCAACGCCACCUCACGCGUGCUCAGAAUCCGUCCAACAACCACCCUUGCCGACCCUAGAACAGUUCAUCAAUUCCUUGGUCCAGAAAUCCUCCGUCCAGGUCCCGACUUUGAUGACUUCUCUGGUCUACCUCGCUCGUCUCCGGUCAAGGUUACCUCCCGUGGCGAAGGGAAUGCGUUGCACCGUCCAUCGCAUCUUCUUAGCCUCUUUAAUACUGGCGGCCAAGAACCUGAACGACUCGAGCCCAAAGAACAAGCAUUGGGCACGAUACACUGCAGUCAAGGGCUUCGACGGCUUCGGGUUUGGUUUGGCGGAGGUGAACCUGAUGGAGAGACAACUCUUGUACCUCCUUGAUUUCGACACCAGAGUGACGGAGCAAGAUCUUUUGGAGCAUUUCGAACCAUUCCUCGCCCCUAUCCGCUUCCAGAUGGAACUUCAGCGGGAAGAGGCAGAAUUGACAAGCCUCCACAGAGUCUGGCAUUCUCACCAGACUUCCUACGACUCCAGCGUCUCGCUCCCGCCAGCUCGCAAGGAACACAUCCUCCGCAGUGUUGCGACACCCCCUCCAAGAGCCACGGGCGUCUAUGAUUCACCUGCCUCUUGUGUUGACGAAGAACUUGCAUACGGCCGUUACCCACGUCAGAAAGCCAACAACAGUUCUCUGUCACUGCCGGCUCAAAGUCACAAUAGACGAUGGGCAUCACCAUUCCGUCAUCACGGAAGCACCCGAUCUGUUUCGCCGCCUUCUAUUCGGGACCUGCCUCCACUGGUUUCAUCGAGCAGGCCUGGGAACAUGCAUAGUCACUCCAGCUCCAGAUCAUCUUCCAUGGCGCCAUCGCUAAGAUCCCGGUCCUCAUCAAUUGCUCCGACUUCUCGGGGCACCCCGUACAGUACAUCAUCAGGCAUUGAUGACUCGAUUGUUGUGGUGGACCUAACUGAAAGCCCCGAUGCCUCAUACCACAGUGCCUACACUAAGGCGAUGGUAGCAUCCAGACCGAGCCUCAAAGGCCACCAGACAAGCUUCCAGGGCGAAAGCCAGCAGCCAGCGAAGAAAGUCAGGGCUGACUCUGGGGUCGGUGGUGUGAUGGCCAGAAUAUUCAGCUCGGCCACCAGCAACUACAGGCUUGGAAGGACGCCGGUACAAGUUGCUUAG